Messenger RNA from Patiria miniata (bat star), 4191 nucleotides. It is a transcript of the gene uba2, whose product is annotated as SUMO-activating enzyme subunit 2-like. Lineage: Eukaryota; Metazoa; Echinodermata; Asteroidea; Valvatida; Asterinidae. Gene Ontology annotation, cellular component: cytoplasm; SUMO activating enzyme complex. The transcript has 17 exons. Gene Ontology annotation, molecular function: SUMO activating enzyme activity. Gene Ontology annotation, biological process: protein sumoylation. Bases 34 to 2055 code for a protein of 673 amino acids. The record is from RefSeq and is a predicted model, not a curated record.
UGGACACAAGAGGGCGCCGUGCAUUUAGCGAAGAUGGCGGCGUGCGUGCGAGGAAUCUUGCCCGAAGAUGUUGCUGAAAUGGUCUCUGCUUGCCGGGUUUUAGUGGUGGGAGCAGGCGGUAUUGGGUGCGAACUCCUGAAGAACCUUGUCCUGACAGGAUUCCAGGAUAUUGUUGUGAUUGAUCUGGAUACAAUUGAUGUGAGCAACUUGAAUAGACAGUUCCUCUUCCACAAGAAACAUGUCGGCAAAUCAAAGGCAGAGGUCGCGAAGGAAAGUGCCCUGAGGUUCAACCCAAACGCCAAGAUAGAUGCCAGGCAUGACAGCAUUACCACUCCAGAGUACAACCGUGAGUUCUUCAUGCAGUUUACGCUGGUAAUGAAUGCUUUAGACAACAGGGCGGCCCGCAACCAUGUCAACAGAAUGUGCUUAGCUGCCGAUGUGCCGCUGAUUGAGAGUGGGUCUGGUGGCUACCUGGGCCAAGUGGCUGUCAUAAAGAAGGGAUUUACGGAAUGCUACGAGUGUCUACCCCAGCAAGCACAGAAGUCUUUCCCUGGCUGUACGAUACGCAACACGCCCUCCGAGCCGAUCCAUUGCAUCGUCUGGGCCAAACAUUUAUUCAACCAGUUGUUUGGCGAGGAGGAUCCAGACCAAGACGUCUCACCAGACACAGCAGACCCCGAAGCAGCCGGAGACGCAGGUCAAGACAGCAUGAACUCUGACCCACCCAAGGAUGGUGGAGUAGGCGGGGUCGAGAGAACCUCCACAAGGGCGUGGGCCGAAUCUACAGAGUACAACGCCCAGAAGUUAUUUAAAAAGCUUUUCCACGAUGAUGUAAAGUACCUACUUUCCAUGGACAAACUAUGGCAGAAACGUCGGCCGCCAGUCCCCCUAGACUGGGAAGAUUUACCUCAGGAACAAGAUUUAGAACAGAAUGAGAACCAAGAAAGCACCUUGCUUCAUGACCAAAGGAAGUUGAGCAUCAGAGAUUGUGUCAGCAUGUUCAAAGACUCGCUGGACUCUCUCAAACAGCUGUACAAGGAGAGAGGCGAACUGGUCUGGGACAAGGAUGAGGAGCCAGCAAUGGAUUUUGUCACCUGCGCCUCCAACAUCAGGGCCUACAUUUUUGGAAUCGCAAGAAAUACAAGGUUUACUAUAAAAUCUAUGGCAGGGAACAUCAUUCCAGCAAUAGCGACCACCAAUGCCAUUGUAGCUGGUCUUAUCGUUAUGGAAGCACUCAAGGUGCUACGCGGACGUCUGGACCAGUGCAAAAUGAUUUUCUUGAAGAGGACAGCAAAUGAAAGAAACAAACUCUUCCUGACAUGUCCGUUAGAUAAGCCGAAUCCAAAGUGUUACGUCUGCGCACCCAAACCAGAGGCCUCAGUCAAGUUAAACUUGAGUACAAUGACAGUGAAAGGACUAGAAGAAAAGAUCUUCAAGCAGGAGUUUGGGAUGAUAGCGCCAGAUGUGGAGAUAGAUGAUGGAAGGGGGUUGAUUCUCAUCUCUAGUGAAGAAGGAGAAACGGAAGAUAACAACUUCAAGGUACUUGGCCAGUUCAUGAGAAGCGGGGUGCAACUCAAGGCAGACGACUUCCUCCAGAACUACCAGCUGACGCUGAAUGUUACUCACUGUGACAAACUUGAAGAUGAGAAGGAAUUUGAGGUCAUGGAUAGAUCAGCAGCUUCAGAACCUCAACCAUUGCAAUCUACAGAAGACCAACUACCAUCGGGAACCAGUGAUGAGGCUCAACCGGGUACCAGCACGAAUGGUACCCGGACUCCUAGUACAACUAGCAACACCAACGAUGGUCAGGCUGGCCCUGCACCAGGAGACGACGAUGAUGAUGACCUUGUCAUGCUUGAUGAAGAAGAAGAAGAAAUGGACCAAGCCUCUGCCAUCCAGAAAACGAUGCCGGUCAGCAAGAAACGCAGACUCUCAUCAGGUGAAGGAGGCGCAGGGGUCAUGACCUCUCCAACGCCGGCUAAAAAAGCCAAGAUGGUGCCGUCAGUGAAUGAACAGGAGGACGAUGAGGAUUAUCUAAUUGUCCUUGAUGAUUGAGACUGCAAGAAAGACAGAGAGAACAAGGGAGUGUUCUGAGACUAUACACACUGUUCAGGAAUUCUAGAUGGCACUGAUAAGACUACUCACGAGAAGCAGUGAAGGACAAAUCUCAUCCGCACAGUUAUGUUGGUGUGCAUAUUAUGGCACAGAGUUCACCAGACUAAUUUUCAAUUUAGGGCCGGUGUAGCGUGAACUUUGGACUCUAUGAAAUAGGGACUCCUUGGUUGUAUUGUGCAUGCCUAAGAUAUUUGGGCCAGUAACAGGUCACGUGUGAGGGUUAGAAUCCAUAAGAGACCAGAUUUCAUAGGAGUCCGAAUUUCAUAUGACACUGGUUAAUACACGGCACAAAUGCAAAUGCCUCAACAAAUUUGCGACAUCGCGGCAAGUGUUCGUGCUGCGAAUUUGAACAAGUUGAACACAUUUGAACAUUGGAAGAUAUGUCCUUGAAUGUCAUAUUUUGUCAAAUCUGCUUCACAUUUGUGUACAUGUAAAGAAUGAACUUGCCUUUGAGCCAUCUUUCUUUCUGAGCAAAUGUCUGUUGAUAAUUAUUUCUUCAGCAAAUUUUUCAACUUAUGCAUAUCCCAUGCUCUUCAAAAUAUUGACUGAUUUUUUUCUCUUCACGAAUAUUCAAUUUGUAUUUUUGUUAUAACAAAAAAAUUACUUUGUUCCAAUUGUGAGCAUCUGCAACCCUCUGAAAAAGGAAUUUCAUAUUUUGUGCACAGUUGAGCCCGCACUGCGAGAGCUGAAUUAUUGUCUGGCAGCCAAUAGUGAGAUUUUUGUGGGGAAAUAAUUAAAUAACUAAACGUCAGUGGAUUUUUUGGUUCAAUGUCUCAUUCAAAAGUGAAUAACUUCUGUAUUUCUAGGCAACUAGCAAUUGAAAAAGCAAAUCUAUUUUCGAGGUGAAACUUGAAACUUGGGAACAAGGGGAACACAAUUAAAAAAUAGUCCAACUGCAAGUCCCAUGCAGGAUAGGUCAUUUCUGUUUUAUACAUGUAGUUGGCGCCAUGUUGAGAGGAGAUGUUUUGAUGUGCAAAUUUACUCAAUUUUACUAACUGAAUUACAAAGCUCAGACAUGUGAUGAAUGCAGGAAAUUCAAAAUACGUGUUGCCAGUCCAAUUGGCAUUGCUUAUGACUCCUUUCACCUCAUUUUAGGUCAGCACAUAAAUGGUCAUUGCAUUCUGCAAUAAAUUCUGCAUUGUUGGACCAAGGGUUCGGAACAAAUUUUUCAGUGAGCACUUUAAUACGUGACAGGGUUUAAGUGUACUGUUUUGUAAAAAAGAAAAGAAUAAAAGCUAAUAAAAAAUGUGGUGAUCAUCUGUCAUGCACGACGGUCUGAAUUUGUUGGUAAUAAUUCUUUGAAUGAGCUGUAUGGAGAUGAUGGCCCUCCUAUGUUGAAAAGCUGAGAAUUCCCUUCAGUAUGUCGGUGCUUGGUGUCACUUUGCACCAUGCAUCUACACUAGAGAUACAUUAUCUAUCAUCUCUAUGAGCUGGCAAUGAUCCAUUUCCUUUAUGAACAUAGAAAAUGGUUCAUAUUCGUCCACAGUGGUUAUGCUUGCAACUUUAGCUCAACCUGAGUCACUUCAAAAUAUGGAACACGUCUGAAACCGCUGGUCUGUAGUAAUGACUCGCCCCAGAGAUCACUCAAGCACUUUUUAAUGUCAAACUGUACAUCGUUUGUUGCCACUCUGUAUUUAUUGCUCGAUGAAAUAAUGUUAUUUUGGAGCUUAUAGGUUGUAACUAAAUUAUGCUAGCCGUUGUUGCAUUUUUAAUCAUUUUGUAUUUUUAAUGAUGCUGUAUAACUGGCACUGCCUGGAAACUUAAAAUUUUCAAUCUUCCGAAGUAAAUUCCUAUGUAAUGAAAGAUACAGCACAAGAAAUAUUGGGGAGACUGUACCUAGUUUUAUUUAUGGCCACAACAACCUGAACCUCGAGAAGAUUUGGAUGGAUUUCUUGUAAAAAGACCCAUAUUUGUUGUAAUGAGUGUCUUUGUUAGAUAUUGGGCUGUGACAAUGUUAUAUGAGUUUAUGUUUUCAUUGUGAUGUUUGGAGGUUAUAAACUGAGACAUUUUUCUUCUCACUGAAUAUUUCUGGGGUAGCUUUUGGUUUUGUAUUAAAUACAAUCGGGAAAAAAGUAA